UUUUCUCAACAUGAACGAGACGUUCUGAUAGAUUGUGUUCAAAAGUACAAACAUGUCAUUGAAGAUAAGAGGACGGAUUCAAAAGCUAUUUAUAAGAAGCAGAAAGCCUGGGCAAGGAUUCUUGUGCUGUACAAUACUCAAUUGGGUGUCACCAAACGUGCUGUAAAACAACUUCAAUCGGCAUGGAAAAAUAUGAAACGCCAGACCAAGGUCUUCAAAGCG
Messenger RNA from Lottia gigantea (owl limpet), 222 nucleotides. RefSeq lists its product as hypothetical. The transcript has a single exon. NCBI's taxonomy places the organism in Eukaryota, Metazoa, Mollusca, Gastropoda, Lottiidae. The annotation marks the transcript as partial. The record is from RefSeq and is a predicted model, not a curated record.